This is a messenger RNA of Aspergillus calidoustus, 813 nucleotides long. NCBI's taxonomy places the organism in Eukaryota, Fungi, Ascomycota, Eurotiomycetes, Eurotiales, Aspergillaceae. The record is from the annotation of a GenBank genome assembly.
AUGAAGCUCGCAUUCGCUACCACAAUUACACUUCUCCUCUCAUCCACAGUCACCUCUCUCCAUAUUCCUACUUCAGACCUGUCCGUUCCCCAUGGUGACAUCAUUUCACCAGUCGAAGCCCCAGAUCUAGAGACCCGCGAUCUAGAGAAACGCCGUGGAGGUGGAGGUGGUGGACGAGGCGGCGGCGGAAGCAGUGGAGGAGGCAGUGGAGGCCGAGGAGGCGGCAGCAGCAGCAGCAGCAGCAGCAGUAGCCGACCACCUUCAACACGUCCCAACAGCAAUGUCGGAGGGAGUACGCCCGGCGGCUCAGGGCCACGACCGGCUUAUGGACGUGGUGGUGCGUUUUACGCUGGAGGAGCUACUACCCCCUACCGAGCAGGCCGCCCGUCACCAUUUGGCAUCGCACCGUUCUUCCUGCCAGUAGCAGCUCUGGCUUUCUUCCCCGGAUUAUGGCUAUGGGGAGCGCACAUCUACCCUUACCACCAUCAUUACAAUUACGUCAACAACACCUCAAACCGAAACGAGUCAUUGCCGGUUAUUUGCUUGUGCGAGCAGUACGCAUCAUGCGGAUGCGAGGAUAACAACAACAGCACAUACUACGAGUCGCUAUUCGAUGGGACACAGCCCAAGAAUACCAGUAUCGUCAAGGUCACGACUGUCAAUGGCACUCAGACGAUAGCCAUCAACGGAACUUUGCCAAACGGAACCACAGCCGUGGACCCAGACUCUGGUGCCGCGACCUUAAAUUUGAGGCAAGCCAGCGGGUACUGGGUCAUGGCCGCCAUAGCAGCAAGUGCAGUCUAUGCUCUAUGA